This is a messenger RNA of Cercospora beticola, 2055 nucleotides long. RefSeq lists its product as uncharacterized. Gene Ontology annotation, cellular component: cytoplasm. The record is from RefSeq and is a predicted model, not a curated record. NCBI's taxonomy places the organism in Eukaryota, Fungi, Ascomycota, Dothideomycetes, Mycosphaerellales, Mycosphaerellaceae. Gene Ontology annotation, biological process: positive regulation of cytoplasmic translation. Gene Ontology annotation, molecular function: zinc ion binding; mRNA binding; single-stranded RNA binding.
CCCUUCCACUUGUUUCUUCCCGCACCACCACCGACUUCCACCAGAAGUCAACUCAAACAACACGCGCUUCUUCUUGUUUGACCAGCACUACCACCCUACACCGCGCUCAUGAUGGGCGCUACCACAUGGGAUACAACGGCUCCAGCUGCCGACAACAGCUGGAAGACGGACGGCGGCGGCAACGACGGCGGAUGGGAGGCUGACGGCGGCGCUUCCUUGGACAACAACGGUGGCUUCACGGAGGCCAACACCUCAAUGCAUGCCAAUGGCGACUUUGAGGGUGGUGCCAGCAAUGACGGCUGCCGCAUUUGCGGUGCAGACAGCCACUUUGCACGCGACUGCCCUGACAAGCCAGAAGGAGGCGGUCACGGCGGUGGUUGCUUCAACUGCGGCGAGGAGGGUCACAACAAGGCCGAGUGCCCGAACCCACGCGUCGAGCGCGAGUUCACCGGUACUUGUCGUGUGUGCGAGCAAGAAGGCCAUCGCGCCGCCGAGUGCCCAUUGCGACCACCUCAGAAGUGCCGUGCUUGCGGUGUUGAGGGCCACAACGCUUCUGAAUGCGAGGCCAACCGCAUCCACGGCCUCUUCGCACAGCUCAAUGUGCAGGACAAGUCAGCCGAGGAGUCUUGGGCCGACAUUGAGACCGCCGACAAGGAGAAGGAUGUCGACGAGAUCAAGAAGGGCAUCUUCGCUUACGCCAAAGCCUUCCCAGAGCUCACGCUCGAGGAGCUGGAGAAGUCUUUCCGCGACGGUGACAUGAACAUCCACCUGAUCGCCAAGGAGCAAGAGGUCCCGGGAUCCUACACUAUUGUCAACUUUCAAGGCAAGAAGGACCUGAAGUAUGUGGUCUCCUUCCAGUUGGCAGCCAAGCCGAAGCGCGCCAAGUUUGCCGAGGGCUGGCCAUCCUCACCGGAGGAGAACAUGACGCGACUGGCCGAGGCGGGUUUCGUGAUGGACAGCUUCGUGAAGAAGUGCACCAACUGCAGCGAGUUCGGACAUGGAUCCAAGGAGUGCGAGCAAGAGAAGCAGGAUGGAGCUCGGGUGGUGAUCACUUGCGCCAAUUGCAACGAAGAGGGACACCGUGCUCGCGAUUGCCCAGAGCCACGCAAGAGUGGUAAUAGGGGCUGCAAGAACUGCGGCAGUGAGGAGCAUAUGGUCAAGGAGUGCCCCGAGCCUCGCAUGGACCUCGAGUGCAACUUGUGCGGCAAGAAUGGCCACAUGUCUCGCGAGUGCCCGGACAAGCCACCAGAGGUCUGCCGCAACUGCGGCGAGGAGGGCCAUCGCAAGAAUGAGUGCACGAAUGAGCGUAGAUUUCAGUGCCGCAAUUGCGAUGAGUGGGGCCACACUGGCCGCGAGUGCCCAGAGCCUCGUAACAUGGCCAAGGUACAAUGCCGCAACUGCGACGAGAUGGGCCAUGCCAGCAAGGAGUGCCCGCUGCCAACGGACUGGUCUCGGGUCGAGUGCUCGAAGUGCAAGCAGAAGGGGCACAGCUACAAGCGUUGCACUAACCCUGCUGCUGACGAGGCCGACGACUUUGGCGCUGGUGGUGGCGCUGAUGCUGCUGCUGGAGGCUGGGAGGAUGGUGCCGGCGGCUUUGGUGCUGCUGCUGCGCCUUCUGGUGGCGAUGGAGGUUGGGAGGACAAUUCCUCAGCUCCAGUCGGCUCCUCGGGUGGAGGCUGGUAGAGCAGUAUGCUUGAGCCUUUGAGGUCUUGGGGCUGCAACACCAUUACGGCGUCAGCGGAGGAUGCUCGUCCAUGCGUCCGACUGGCCAACUUUGACACGAUGCGACCAGCACUGAAAGAAGAGGGCUUCAGAUAGAGGUCUAAAAGUCACGAAAUGAAAUCGUACCGCUCGUCGCCCCCUUCCCAUAUUCUUAUGUGCUUUUUAAGUUUUUCAUCCUCUCGCAAUUUUCGAGUCGCGUUUGAUGCUGCUUGCUGACCGCGCUGCAGAGAAUUGAAGGCCCGUCCUUCACGUCGUGCAAAUCGCCCAUUCCCAGAAUUUCAACUCUUUUUUCAAAGCCUCUUUUCCUAUUAUAAAAGAAGUACAAGGAACAGG